AUGGCCCCCAACAAGGACGAGAAGAACCUGGUGGAGAAGCUGCGAGCUUUUCAACGGAGUAAUCAGGCGAACAAAAGAUGCGCAGACUGUCCAGAACGAGGGCCAACCUAUGUUUGCCUCGAUUUCCAGAUCUUUAUUUGCCAAUCUUGCGGUGGAAUUCAUCGCGAGUUUGGCCACAAGAUCAAGAGCAUCUCCUUCUCUGAGUGGAGCCCCGCUGAGGUGGCGAAGCUCGAAGAAGGAGGCAACGAAGCAGCUAGGACCAAGUGGCUGGAUAGAUGGCACCAGGACACCUUUCCAGAGCCUGAUGGAACAGAUCUGGAAGCAGUGCGAGAAUUCAUUCGGCUUAAAUACGUUGAGAAGAAGUGGUACCGCCCGCAUGCGCACCCGAAGGCCGCGUCCGCGCCCAAGACGGAGGCAGCGUCGCAGCCUGCGGCCACGACUUCGGCAGUUCCCCAGGCGGCCCCAGCGGCACAGGCCCCCUCGCUGGACCUCCUAUCCGGCGGCGACGCCGAGCCCACAACGCCCGCGCCGGCGGCGAUGCCGGCGCCGACCGCCCCUGCCGUGGCGGCACCGGUGGCGCCGCCCCCAGCGGCCAACACGGCGCAGGUGCCAGACCUGCUGGACGGAGGUGGUGCGCAGGUGACAGAGGAGCCCUGGACUGCCGACUUCGGGACACCGGUGAAGGCGCCCGACAGCCUCGCAGGGCUCAUCGAUUUGGAGUUCAGUUCUCCUCCAAAGGCUGCAGCUCCCAAGCCCGAGGAGGAACGAUACGAGACAUCAUACCGGGCUUUGGCUGCAGAGCAGGGGCAUUCGACCCAGCGGCGCACCUUCACAGGCCCCGAGGGCGCGGCGCUGCACGCGGUGUGCCGAGCGAUUCUGGUGGUGGAGCUGGCCGAACGGACCUGCUACUACGCCCUGGCUGGGAGCCAGGAGUUCUUCCUGGAGACUUUGGGCUAUGGGGCUCAGGAAAGUGCCGGGCUGAACUCGGCCUUUACCACCUUGUGCUACAUGUGGCCUUUGGCUGGAGGAUAUGUGGCAGAUGCCUUCUUGGGCAGAUACCACACCAUUUGGGUCUUCACGGUGUGCUACUUGGUCGGAGUGCUCACCUGUGCCGUGUCAGCGCUCCCGGGCCCCACACGGGACGCCACGACCUACCUCGUGGGGUCCAUGGUUUUCCUGGCGCUGGGCACAGGCGGCAUCAAGCCGAACAUCUCCAACUUCGGCGCCGAUCAGUUCGACUCCCGCAGUGCUGCGGGCCGAAAGGCGCGAGAGGAGUUCUACACGUACUUCUAUAUGUCCAUCAACGUGGGCGUGCUGCUUUCCUAUGGCUUCCUCACCACCUUGUGCUCCAGCGGGUUGCCUGGGCUGGUGCCGAAGGACUUGGGCUAUGCCACCAGUUACUUCCUUGCGGCAACCUCCAUGUGCGUCGCUUUGACCGUGUUCCUUUGCUACAGCAGCAGCUACAGGUGUCUCCACCGGCACCUGGGCGACGCGAUCCGCGGCGUGGUGCUCCACGUGGUCUCCGCGGCCUUCGAAGGCUCCAACCGGGCCAGGGCCAUUUGCUUGGGUUGGCCCUUGCUCUUGCUGGGUUUACUUCUCACGGUGAUCAUUUCCUUGAGCCCCACGGAAUCGCUGGGCCUCUUUGGUGCACUGAUGGUCUUGAGCGGUCUCUUGCUGGCCACCUAUGGCUGUGGGAACCUGGAGUGGGUGCAAAGUACCGCCCACCGGAAUAGCCAUGUGACCCGGCAGCAGACGGCAGACUUCCUGCGUGUCAUGCCAACCCUCGCCGCCGUAAACUUGGCCUUCAACAGCGUCUACAACUGCAUGGCCUUCUGGUUUCAGGAGCAGGCCUGCUUGAUGGACGUGAGAUUCUUCAACAUGCAGUUGAACGGCUCCUUCUUCACCAUCGCCGAUGGCUUAGCCAUCGUCCUUUUCACCCCACCGCUGAUGAACACGGUCAACCCCUGGAUGGAGCGCAGGUUUGGUGUGGGUCGCCACGGGAAGCUCUUGUUGGGUUGUCUAUUGGCGGCAGUCUCAGUACUUUGGGCUGCGCUGCUGGAGGACCUCCGGAUCGUUUCACCCUUGCUGGAGGAGGCCUCCCUUUGUGCGCCGGACGGGCAGAAGAUGAGCAGUUUGUCCGCCUGGUGGAUGAUUGGACCGUACACAGUGAUGGGCGUGGCGGAAGUGUAUGUGAAUUCGACGCUCUACUACUUGGCCUAUUCACAGUCACCCUUAAGGCUUCGGAGCAGCGCACAAGCACUGGGGCUCUUCAUGAGCGCAACCUCCUCUGCGCUGUUCACCAUCCUCACCGCCGUGCUCAGCGGUCGCGGCAGCUUGCGCACUGAGAAGGAUGGCUUGCAGGCUGGAUACUAUGUGUCUUUGUCCAUGAUGAUUCCUUUUCUAUGCUGGUACUUGUGUGUCCAGUCUGGCUUCCAAGAGCGCCACUUCGAUGAAGAGAGCGAGCCUGAGGUGCAACCAGGUCAGCUUAACAAGGGCGUGGCCUUCUCGCGCACAGGAAUGCUCCGGGACUUCGCCUCCCCACAAAGCGUCGGCGGGAGCCCGGCCAGUUGGGUCGAUCACAGCCCUUUGUCCAGUGAGGUGAGCGCUGUGGGGAUGCCGGUCUUCGAUGACUUGGAUCCAGAAGAGUUUGAAGAGUGUGUGCGAUUGGCCCACGCCCGGCAUGUGGCCGACUGGCUGAAGUUAUCAAUGUUCAAAGAGAUGAUGCGGAAGGAAUUGCGUGGAGGUGCACGAGGUCUUCCCGGGGUCAAAUCGCAGGACUUAAUGGCCAUCGAUGGUUCCUUUGCCGCGCCCGUCGCGUCGGUGGAAGAGCCCGCGGCGGAGCCAGCUCCCACUGAUGUGGAGGCAGAGGACACCACAUCCAUGGGGGAGAAGCUACGGCAGGCGGUGCUGAGUGGUAGCCAAGAUGACUUGAAGCGGCUCUUCGAGCAAUGCUCCAAGGCGCCCGCCAAGAAGCACCACGCGGUGGAUGAGAAGCGCUUGGCGGCCUUUUCCGCCUUCGACGACCUCUUGAGCCCCAGUCACCGGCAGGAGAGCGUGGAUCGAUGA
Messenger RNA from Durusdinium trenchii, 3066 nucleotides. NCBI's taxonomy places the organism in Eukaryota, Dinophyceae, Suessiales, Symbiodiniaceae. The record is from the annotation of a GenBank genome assembly.